This is a messenger RNA of Saxophila tyrrhenica, 288 nucleotides long. RefSeq lists its product as uncharacterized. The transcript has 2 exons. Lineage: Eukaryota; Fungi; Ascomycota; Dothideomycetes; Mycosphaerellales; Extremaceae. The record is from RefSeq and is a predicted model, not a curated record. The coding region runs from base 1 to 288 and encodes 95 amino acids.
AUGACGUGGACAUCAGAAGCCGACCGCCAGCUUCUACUCCUCGGUCUAGGCAGAGACAUCGUCCCUUCUGAGUAUGCUGCAAUUGCUGCGAUGUUCGGGCCAGGCGCAACUGCGAGAGCUGUGCAGGAGAGGCUGUGCAAGCUGAAGCGCCAGCAGGCGGCGAUGCUUGAGGCGAUGGCGCUUAUGGCGAGGUCUUCUGCCGGCAACGUCCCACCAAGAAAAGCUGCAGAGGAGACCGACGGGGUGGAGGAUGGGUGGGAGAUGGUGCUUCCGGUGCGAGAGCGCUAA